Messenger RNA from Suillus fuscotomentosus, 880 nucleotides. RefSeq lists its product as uncharacterized. The coding region runs from base 128 to 682 and encodes 184 amino acids. The transcript has 4 exons. The record is from RefSeq and is a predicted model, not a curated record. NCBI's taxonomy places the organism in Eukaryota, Fungi, Basidiomycota, Agaricomycetes, Boletales, Suillaceae.
GUUUUCUCCCCCUGGCUCGAAAACAUAUAUUCCAUCAUCAAUCUGAAUAACUGGACCCGGAGUUUGUGAAUGAAAGAAUCGCUGAUGCCACCAAAGGUGUGACAGGCAUGAAAAUUCUUAGCAACUGAUGGCCUGUAGGGUCUGCGGUUUAGUAUGUACAACAAUCAUGUUGUACACCGUUCAGCGACCAAGAUUCAAUCCUUCAAAUUCAUCAGGUGUCAGUGAUGUCCACCGGCUUCAUCACGACGUACCGUCGCUGUGCAAUUCAAAUUCCAAUCCUUUGCACUUCAGAUUCCAGUCGUUGGUUAGCUGUCCUGCAGAUGUCCCGCUUGAAUUGUUCGAGGCGGCUGUUUCGCAAUUGACUCAUCACCUAGAAUACAAUUCGACAUUGAUCUUGCGCUCAGACACCAUCUCAGACUCCGAUACCACCAUCCCAACGCCAGGUAGAGACUCAGGACUAGAGCAGCACUGUACGCUUUACGCCUUUGAAACUGGUGAAUUUGCGGGCCUUCCGUCCACGCUGGUCCUUACACCACUUGUACCCAAAGGAGAGCCUGCCCUACUAUCAUCCUACGGUGUCGCAUCUUGCUUUCCGGUUCAUCCCUUCCAGCAUCACCACAACUUCAGAUUCAGCUUCUGCACAAUCGGCACUGCGCAUUAUGUAAACGGGGACUUCAUAUAAGUAUGGUGUGGCCUGAGUAACUAAUCACGAGACAUCAAAUGUUACGCUGAAGAUUUUCACGGCGAUCCAUCAGUGACAAGGACCAUUAGGAGAAAACAGUUGCUUCGGUACAACAGUAAUAUAACAGACUUGAAUCCAAUUCUUGUUGCAACUUGCGAGUCAAACUACUACUAACUAACCGAUGCUACAGUAAAAUGA